Dufourea novaeangliae is the source of this 4105-nucleotide messenger RNA. RefSeq lists its product as uncharacterized. NCBI's taxonomy places the organism in Eukaryota, Metazoa, Arthropoda, Insecta, Hymenoptera, Halictidae. The transcript has 16 exons. The coding region runs from base 239 to 4105 and encodes 1288 amino acids. The record is from RefSeq and is a predicted model, not a curated record.
AGCUGCAUUUCGCCGCGGCCAGUUCGAUAAAAAUCAGUCGUUCACAGGGGCUGUUUUGGCGUGGUGUCAGUGCUGUGAUUUCUGUGACGAGUUCGCGUGCAGUUCCGCGGUAAAUUAUCAGUGGACAGUUGCGGACGUGGAAUGAUAAAUGGUGGCGACCAGCAGCAUGGUGUAUGAGGAGAUAGUCGGGAUACGGGGCAGCUGACCCCAGCCGCCGCGCACGCUUUUCACGCGCGAGAUGCCCCACAACUUGAACCACCCCGUUUCCACCAACUCCGCCAACACGGGACCGAAUAAUCAUAAUCAUCAUCAUCAUCAUCAUCAUCAUCAUCAUCAGGCCUACGCGCACCAGCCUUAUCACCGGACGAACGGAGAUGGAUUCCAAGCAGAGAAAGAACCGGUGCAGUUCGACACGUCCCAUUUACGGGGCGCGCCGGCGGAGGUCGAGGCCCUUGUGCACAACAUCCGUGAUGUCGCGCAGCAGUUUCUCUAUCAUUGGCGAACGUUCCCGAUCGUGCUGCCGCCGCCGUUAUCCACGUGCACGGACGGCGGCGAGGACACGCUCGCCAGGAAGAAACACCACCUGAGGGAUCUGUUCGUCGCGCCCAGCUUCGACGAGCUCGACUCGGUCGCCGUGGACAGCAAGGGUGAACCGAGGCGGCUGACCAAGAAGCAACUGGAGAGCAUCAGUAAACGAGGCUUUCAGAAGGAGAAGUACGGAAAAUCGAAGAAGCUGAAUGCCACUCAAUUGGAGAGCAUUCGGAGAUGCGGGGAGUUCGAGGUCGAUUCGAUUAACUUCGCGGGACAGACGCAUCGAUGGCGAUUGAGCGGUCUUCUGCAGCGUGGACGGGACCGAAGGCGAGACGCUUUGCUCCGUGAUCUUGCGUUGGCCACCAGAUUCCUCGUGGUCACCGCGAAAGCGAGACUUGUGUCCCACUGCUUCAGUGUUUCCCAGUCCCUGAAGGCAUUUCUGACCGGGCUCUUACGGCUUCUUGAUAUCGUGAUCGGUGUACCGUCGCUUCAGGCGCAUAAUCUAGAUGCCAAAAUCAGGGAGGAACGUUGCCGAUACUUGGUCGCUGAAUUGGUGUGUAGGCCGGAAUACGAAGAUUCUCUGGAACUGUUAUGCGGUUUCGUCCGAAAACAGCUUCGACGCGCAACCAUGGAGAAGUUCGAGGUGGAAAGAGAAUUGUCGCAGCUGCUGCCGAUCCCGGUUCCGUUCGUGUUCGGAACACCCGCAGGAGCAGUGGUCGACCUUAGAUUAUUUAGCCGAGACAUUAUCAGAAAAGCUUUACCGAUCCUAGUUGCUGUUUUGGAGAGAGAGACUCGAGGCUGGUUUCUUCAUUUCAGAGAAAGACUGAUAUCGGAGUUGAGAGCACGGAAAAAGCCGGACGACGAGAUCGAGAAAGAAGUGAACGAGGCUGUUAUGAGAGAGUAUCUGCAAAGGGUCUUCUCGAAUAUUCUGUCCCAUCCGGAUAUACAAGACCUCGGAAACGGGAUCGCUCAGCUUCUAGUCCAACAAGCCCAGUCGGUCGUGUUGAUGCACCGAGCGGUGGAAACGGUGCAACGGAAACUGUUGCAGACCAAGGAAUCGUUGAGACGUCAUAUCGAGAACGAGCAUCCGGUACUAUCGCGAAUAGAGCCCUGGAUGCGCGACCGAAUGAGAGAGGUCGAAGAGAAAUUCAUAGAGGAGUGCGAGUGGAGCGCUCACGAGGAAGCCCUCACGCUCUGCACCCAUCAAAAUUUACAACAGACCGUUUACUUUCUUAAUCGGGAUUUAACAUUCAUGAAAGAGAGGGAACCAGUUUUGUUGAAAGAGCUGCGUAAAGUUAAAACGCCCACAAGAAGCUUCCAAUGGCCGACUCAGAUAUGGCUUCCGAAGAAUUGGAUCGUCAGACGUAGUUUCCAAGGGCAGUCUGAAAUUAUACCAACGGUGCUGAGCAACACUCCGACGUCCAUUACAACGCCCCGCGCUGAUCCGAGUCAGCCGGUAUUUUUAGUUGAACGGGAAAUCGUGCACACGACUACGACAAGAUGGCCUAUGUGGCGUUGGAUAAACUACGUAGCUAGAACAUGGUGUUGGACAUGGAAUGCUAUGUUCCUGUUAGGUGUAGCAGUACCGUGGUGUAGCCCAGUUUCCAUUAGGGCCUUGUUGCUCGUACAACCAUUUACCCCUGAUCUAGAAUUGAGUCAGCUGAACGGUACCUUGUUCCCCCGAAAGUCCUCCCAAAUGCCCACUCUCUGUUCUCGAUUGAUAGCUCUCUGGCGACACAUUAGCAAAAGUCGGACACAUUUUGAAACAGAACCGGAUACUGGAUUUAUUGGCAAAGGAAUGACGAGGCAUUUAAACAGAUUAUGGAAUUACGGCGUGAAAGGACUAUUAGGAACGCUUGUAAUACUAUUUGUUUUUCCUGUCGUGUGUCUACUGACUAGUCUCGGAUCACUCCUUAUUGCGCUUACUGCAGUUUUAUGGAUGCCAUUGAUCACCUUGGCGUUGCAUGCGUUCAUGGCGCUUAUAAUGGAUCUUGAUAGUCCGGAGCCAAGUCGGAAUCGAUACUUAGUCAUUAUGGAAGCGUUAGUUUGGAAUAUCGGUGUUCAGGGAUGUCUACAGCCGAUCGCAGCAUUUAUCGUAGCACUUAUUUUCUGUCCCGUUAUUUCUUUUGUGAUACUUACAGUUGCUGUGAUACGUUACUGGAUCAGAGUGGUCUGGGACACGGCUAUGUUUCAUUUAGUAAUAAAGAACAGGGGUCGUAUACCUGCCAGUGACAGCUUCGUAGUUAAACGGAUAGCCGGGCCAGGAUUGACAUCCGAUUAUUAUUAUCAAAUCAGGCCAGAGCAAGCGCUAGCCGCGUUCGAGGCAAAACUCGAGCUAGACGAAUUGUUAGCUUUCCAGCAAGAAACGGAACGAUUGAUUACACAACCGCAAAGGGAUUUUACUCAGUUUGUCGAAGCUUGUUUUGGUCCGUUCGCUGCUAGCCUAGCCAAAACGAAGGAUCCGUAUAAAUCGCUUGAAAAGGAAGCCAAAGAUCUUAUCGCUGUACUACACGAGAAAUUGGAUAGACGUAGGAAAAAUUUACAAACUGGCCUCGGGAUGGUUGUGAGAAGCAAAAUAAAACUUACUACCUUUGAUUUGAAGGUAGUAAUACAACAAGGAGCGCUAAUGCUGGAACGCCUCUAUCCUACUCACGUAUUUGCGCGAUUAACAGGAAACGAAGAAGACUUUUGGGAGAAUAAAGGUUUAAGCGUUGCCGACUGGGCUGGCUUGGCUGGCCUGAUGUACGCGGACAUUUUCAGUCUGAAUUUUCUUCAACCUCUCGACGACGCGGACACCAAGUUCAGGCUGGAACCUCAUCCAGGCGUUGAUCUGUCACGUUACACAGAUAUGGUUCAUAGCACUGAGCUUGGUGGUACCAACGGCCCAGAUUUACUGGGUGCCGUUUACGCGCCACGUGGGAAUAUACAGGUUUAUAGUCCUUACUUGGAAGUUUCAGCGUUCAAUCCGCGAGCCAAGCAAACUAGUAACAGCAGGAAAUCUGAGAAAAGAAGUGAUACGGGAGCACUGUUGACGUCAACAAGGAUCAAAAGACGCGCAGCUUCGACAAACGGCGUCACAGAGGCACGUUGGCAGCCCUGGAAACGACAAAUUCGUCCUUACAGCGCGGAAAAGUUACUCAUCCCCCUUCCUAUCCCCCAUCCUGCUCAUAUCGCUGUUACAAUUCACAAUCGCGACUCCGAGAAUCCGAUUCCACUCGACUCGGAACUCUGUCAGAAUAUACUCAGGGCGAUCGAGGAAUCGCCUGGCGAAAUGUCCGCAGACUACGUUAGUCGUUACAGAGGAGCGGCAGAUUCUAGCUUCGAUUCGGUCGCCUCGCAGUCGUCGGUCUCCAUCGACGCUGGUUUAGACAAGGACAACGACACCCAAGAAACUACCAACACUGAGAAAGAAGGUGAAACUUAUCAUUGGACGUUAUCGAAUUGGGGCGGUGGUGUUACAAGAAGACGAAACAAUUCUGGAUCUAUAAAAGUCGAUCUAGCAUCGCCGGAAGACGUUACUCUGGACACAGAUACCACCAGAGUGAUGUUCAGUACGUAUGGAACAACUGUUUAA